Molecule: messenger RNA, 4654 nt
Organism: Linum trigynum
Lineage: Eukaryota; Viridiplantae; Streptophyta; Magnoliopsida; Malpighiales; Linaceae
Source: the annotation of a GenBank genome assembly
UAGAAUAUAAAUAAGCAAGUAUUGAAAAAUCAUAUCGGAGGUUUUACCGGAAAAGUCAGUUGCGGGGUAUUUUAUGCAGAAAUCGUGGUUCAACUGUUUCAUACCGCCAAACAUCGCCUACCAAUUUUGCUUCCGCCAAUAAAUUUUUUUUGGUGAAACCGCCGAUACGGUACGUUUUUAAUCCUUAAAAAUAAGUACUCAAUUGCACCCUCGAGUUAGUUGUUUGGGAGAGAAAAAAAAUUAAUACUUUUUAUCAACUUGCAAUAAAAACUACAGUUUUUAUUAAAAAUUUACCAAAGACUAAUUAGACUUAAAUUAACACCCACACAAAUAAAUUCUAAUAUUCUCAUUCCCUACCUUUCAUAAAAAAGAAUUCUCAAUAUUUUAAGUCUAAUAAUAAAUAACAUAAUAAAUUUUCUUUCAUAUGAAGCAUUACAAAUAAAAAUUUUGAUAGUUAACAUUUUCAAACUAUGAAAAGGCCAUGAUAUAUUUUUAAAUUGGAACCCCCUUUAUCAAAUCGUGGCUAUGCCACUGAUUUUAGGGGUCGUUUGGAAGUUGAGAUUCUUCAAAUAUGUGUAUUUGAUGAAUACAUCUAUUGUCAAUACAAAGAUUGUAAAAAUUAGAUGAUUGUAAGAAUGUUUUGUUUGGUUGUAGCCAUUCAAAAAUUUUAAAGAAAAGAAAAAUCACUAUAUGCGCUAAAAGUGAAACAAAUUAAAGUCAACAAUCUCAAAGGAAGAAUCUCACCUUUUUGUUGAGAUUUAAAAUGAGUGAUUGUGGGUGAUAUGAGAUUUGAGGGCACACCUCAAAUGCAUGUAUUGAAUAAAGUUUUGGAACAAAACACGAUGGAUUCUCCAGAAUACAUGAAUUCAGAGAAUCAUUCAUUUAGAAUCAUAACUUUCAAACGAUCCCUUAGUGUCCCAUUUCCAAAAAAAAAAGUUAGCACGAUAAAUACAACUUUUAAAGCGACGAAUAUCAAAAUUGAGAAAUUAAAGCAACUAGCGGGAAUUUACCGUUUUCGUUUUCCAUUCCACCCCAUCUCCAAUAAAUAAUUAUAUAUAUAUAUAUAUAUAUUUUUAUCUCCAAUAAAUUAUUAUCUUACAUACUUAUCAACAAUUAUCUUCCACUCUGAAUAAGUCGCCAAAUUUUUUUUUUUUAAAUAACACGUUAACAAAACACUAAUAAAUUAUUUUUCUUAACUUUCCACCAAAGCAUCGCCGAAAAAAACACUUUCCAGCAAAGCUCCUCCUCCUCCUUCCGCCCUAUUUUCCUCGGCCGCCGCCGCCACCACCACUUUCGUUCUGAUUCUUCUUCGCAAUCGCAACCAAGUCUCUCACCCGCGCCCUGCGCGUACGGCCCCCAUUUCUUGCUUCAGCUCUUGUAUUUCUUCCAGCUAUAUACCAGAAGCUUGCUUCCCAGUUCCCGCACCACUUCAAUUCAUUGAUUUCUUCAGCUAGCUCCUCCCUUAAAUUUCCAGCUCCGGUAGUUCGAUGAGAUGAGAAGAGUCGCAAGCGAGUUGCGCUCUGAAUUUAGAGGAAAUGGGCUCAAGAAGAGCUGCCGGGUGCAUAACGCUCUAUGUGAUUCUGCUUUUCUGUGUGACCACGGCCAAUCAACUAAGCCCUCAGAUGAAUGAAGAAGAAACGGCAGAAGACGCAUGGAUCCGCUGCUGCAGGGAACAGUCAGGAGACAACGAGGAUUUAUUGAAAGAUUGUGACUUUUACAGUCUUCUUGAAUCACCCAGCGAAAUGGAAUCAUAUUUGUCAGCAAGAAGAAACGUGCAGGUUAAUCCAGUGAGAGUUGUGCCACUAGAAUUGAAGAAGGAACUUCUACAUUGCCUGAGAAAGAUAAAUCUUCUCUCUGAUGAUGGAAGCAACAGCUUUACCCAUUGGCUUGCCAAGUGGCUUCAGCUAGUUUUGGAAUGGUCUCCUACUCCUACUACAACUCGAAGAAGGUAUCUGGCUAGUAAGCUUGAUGUCCAAAGUGCGCCGAAUGCUUCACCACCUGCAUUAUCUCAGUCUUAUAGCCCUGCUGCAAGUACUACUGAAACUCGAGAUAAUGGCUCAGGACCACCUUCUGCACAGGACUCUAAACUUAUUCCUAUUGUGGCAACUGCAGUAGCAACCUUCUCGCUUGUUGCAUUGUUAUUCUGUUGUUGGCUUCUUUGCUUGAGGAAAAGACGGCCUGAAAUUAUUAAUGAUAUUGAAGAGGAAAGAGAUGAGAGGCCUCUGCUCCACUUGCGUGGUUCGUCUGUCAGUUCAUCUCUGGCUUCUGCAAGUAUGGCUAGCUCGACUGCUAAGAAUCCGAAGUCUAAUGGUGCAGUGAAUGAAACACUUGCAACCAACCUAUAUCUGCAGCAGGGGAAACAAGAGGGUGUAACAAUGGAGGGGAAAUCAACCGAAACAAAAGUAAAUGCAGUAAAUGAACUUCUUCCGCCUCUAAAACCUCCACCUGGAAGACCUGUGACACCUCCACCUCCGUCGCCACCUCCACCUCCUACGGCGCCUCCACCUCCUCCUAUGGCACGUGCACCGCUGCCACCUCGGCCGCCUCCUCCAGGACCUCCACCACUGCCAAAACCCCGCCCUCCACCUGCUCCGCCCAAGUCUAAGUUGAAUCCUUCGCCGCUUGGACCAAAGCAGCCCAAUAUCAGUCCUUCCAGUGAUGCAGAUAGUACUGAUGAUGGAGCUCAAAAGGCUAAGCUGAAACCUUUCUUUUGGGAUAAGGUUAUGGCCAGUCCUUCUCGCUCAAUGGUCUGGCAUGAGAUUAGUGGUGGAUCUUUCCAGUUCGACGAGGAGAUGAUAGAGUCGCUUUUUGGCUUUAAUGCUAAUAAGAAUAACAAUGAGCGUAAGAUAGAGUUGGUUGACAAUUCAGUUAAGUACAUUCAGAUUAUUGAUCCUAGGAAGGCUCAGAAUCUGUCUAUACUUUUGAAAGCACUAAAUGUUACUACGGAAGAAGUUCUUGAUGCUCUUCGUGAAGCUAACGAGCUUCCAGUGGAGGUUCUCCAAACUUUACUGAAGAUGGCGCCAACACAAGACGAGGAAUUGAAGCUGAGGUUGUAUGAAGGUGAGAUUUCUCGUCUGGGCCCUGCAGAACGGUUCCUCAAAGCAUUGGUGGAAGUCCCAUUUGCUUUCAAGAGAAUCGAAUCAUUGCUAUUUAUGAGUUCCCUUCAAGAAGAAGUUACGUCUCUCAAAGAAUCCUUUGCAACUCUGGAGGUAGCUAGCAACAAGCUCAGAAACAGCAGGCUCUUCCUGAAACUACUGGAAGCAGUUCUCAAAACUGGUAACCGAAUGAACGACGGCACUUACCGAGGUGGUGCACUAGCAUUCAAGCUUGACACUCUCCUAAAGCUCUCCGAUGUCAAAGGAACAGAUGGCAAGACGACCCUUUUACACUUCGUCGUUCAAGAAAUCAUCCGUUCUGAAGGCGUGCGUGCGUUCCGAGCAGCACAGGCAAACAACGCAAGCUCCCCAAGCAUGGCAUCAGAAGACCUCAGCAAGAACCCCAACAAUCAGGCAGCAGAGGAACACUACUGCAACAUUGGGCUCCAGGUGGUUUCAAGCUUAAGCAGCGACUUCGAAGAGGUGAAAAGGGCAGCGGUUUUGGAUGCUGACAUGCUGUCGUCUACACUGUCAAAGCUCAGGCAGUCAUUGACGAGGGCCAAAGCAUUUGUAGAGUCUGAUAUGAAGAGCGAUGAAGAGAGCGAGUUUUAUGCCUCACUUGUGGCCUUCAUGGAUCGAGCUGACUCGGACAUCACAUGGCUUUCAGAGGAAGAGCAGAGGAUAUCAGCUCUGGUGCAGAGCACAGCAGAUUACUUCCACGGCAAGUCAGGGAAGGAAGAAGGGUUGAGGCUUUUCAGCAUUGUGGCGAGUUUCUUGACGAUGCUUGACAAGGCAUGCAGAGAAGUGAAGGAAGCGAGAGCCAAGGAACUAGCUGCAACGAGAGUGCCAUUGAAGAAAGAAAACACACGGGAAGCAUCGAGUUCAGGAAUUCAGCAACAGCAGCAGGCUCAGAAUCAACAUCAUCUCAAGCCGCUGUUUCCAGCCAUUGCUGAAAGGCGGAACAAUGAAUCCUCUAGUUCAGAUGAUGAAUGAAGAUUAGUCCCAAGCUUGUACAUGUAUACACUCGAUUGUUUGUUUAUUCACCCAAAAGGAAAGAUGCCAUCUUUUUUAUUUUAUCUAUUAGGAACCAACAUAUCAGAAUUUUGGACACAAGGUUAGUGUUAGAAAUGUGAAUUUUUUGAGCCUUGCUGACUGAUAUAUGGAUGAUUGCCGUUUACCCUAACACCAUGUCAUUUUACACUAGCGGAGUCUGUUAAUUUCAUUCAAAAAAAAAAAAAAAAAACAGAGUCUGUUAAUUGUUUGCAGCUGUUCCACUUCUUGUAUCAUGUCUAUUUUCCUAGUUUGUUUGAAGCUUUCAGUUUCUUCUGCUUCUUUUGAUCAUCAGUGAACUUGUCUAUUGUGGAACUAGCAUUAUUCCCGGCCCGUUGGCCGGGUGAGUUUUUCAUUUUAUAUUAUCGAUUCAGUAAUUUAAAGCUAUACUUUAACAGUUUUAAAUUUUUUAAGUCAUUUCUAUUUUUUAAACUCAUUUUCAAGAACAUUAAUGAGGUCUCUCAAUACAAUAUACGUUAAUGAGAUUGUAAUGAACGAACUGUUUUUCG